Engraulis encrasicolus (European anchovy) is the source of this 1237-nucleotide messenger RNA. RefSeq lists its product as uncharacterized. NCBI's taxonomy places the organism in Eukaryota, Metazoa, Chordata, Actinopteri, Clupeiformes, Engraulidae. The transcript is spliced from 8 exons. The record is from RefSeq and is a predicted model, not a curated record. Bases 4 to 1179 code for a protein of 391 amino acids.
AGUAUGGAAGACCUUCGAUUAUCAGGAGAAUUGGCUGAAAGCUGUGCCACAGACCAGGCCACAUCAGGGGAAGGGAUCACAUCUGAGCUGGCUGAAAACGUCACGGAGCAGGCAACAUCAGAUAAAGAGUUGAGGACCUCAUCAGAGAUGACUGAAGGAAGUGCCGUGGACCAGGGUUCUGGACAUGAUGUGAGGAUCAUAUCUCAGUCGUUGGUGGAGAAGUGCUCGACUACACCACACACUUAUUCCAUCAUCUUUGAUAAUUUAGAUUUUUUCAUGCACACACACCACCAGUCCAGCCUACACAGUAACAAGUCAAUUCAUUGGAUACACCACAUCGCUGUCCAGGACCGUGUCCCCAUUUAUCACCUGGCUAAUGACAAACCAAUUGGAAAUCUUCUGGACUAUGACCUGAAUUUGUCACUCCCUAGCCAGAAUGAACAAAUGCAGAUGCGAAGAGAGUUCAUUGUUUUCACCAGCCGAAUCCUGUCUAGCUAUCUGUCUGUAUUCAAGCCAUUCUCCAAUGUGGUUGUGCGACACAUACCGCAUCAGUAUUCAGCAGAAAUGGCGCAGCAUUCCACUGAUUACCCAUUAGGACUGCUUUUCAAAGAUGAAAACAAAUCUGCCGAUUUGGCAGAAGUACUUCAUCACUUCCAGAAAACGUAUGUACCAAAACAGCCUGAUGGGAUUUCAACCAUUUUGGUUGGAGGCGACAGGCUUUCCGAAGCAAAUAGCAGAAACCUGCAGUGGGCCUAUGCCAAUGGUCUGAAUACGGAGGAGCGAUUGGAUGGCAUGGAAUUCAUGUUUGAGGACUGGCAUGCGAUUAGGAUGCUAUUUCAAAUCCACUACAAAGUGUUCUUCAGUGAGAAAUCUGCAAAGGACCAUGGGACUCUGUGCGCCAACAUGACAAAGUUGAGUUUUCUAAUGGAAUGGAAUGGAGUGGGUCAUGAUGGAAAGCCCACUCCUGAGAAGUUGUUCUUAUUCGUUAAGCUGGGGUGGGUCAUGAUGAAAGCCCAUCCCUGGAAUGUGGUGCAGCAAUGCGAAACAGGGUCCCAAGUCUGCCUUCAACGCAUACAAACAUUUUGUCAUCACAGACACUACUGCGCUGCUUCUGACGGCUGCCAUGGAGCACUUUGGCCUGAAGGAUAUCGAAGAAAUCCCGGAAUCGUUUGUUCCUGAGGACAUUGCAUCAGGAUCAACAGACACGAGGCGAACAUGGUUGCAUGCCAAAUCUGCU